Messenger RNA from Clunio marinus, 204 nucleotides. The record is from the annotation of a GenBank genome assembly. NCBI's taxonomy places the organism in Eukaryota, Metazoa, Arthropoda, Insecta, Diptera, Chironomidae.
AUGGAAUUAUUUCCUGGAACAAAAAAAUUAUUUUCAAAUCAAAAUCAUCAACAAAAUGAAUUCUUAGCACAUUUCAGCAGUGAAGCUGUCUACUGUCACCCACAUUACUGUGAAGAAAAGGAACAAUCAACAACAAUUGACAAUUUCUUUUGUAUUUUGCACCUUUCUACUGCUUUGUGUUACAUUUCUGCAACGAACGAAUAA